AUGGCAGGAUGGCAGGGUUGCAGGAUGGCAGGAUGGGAGGAUGGGAAGAUGGGAGGAUGGGAGGAUGGGAGGAUGGGAGGAUGGGAGGAUGGGAGGAUGGGAGGAUGGGAGGAUGGGAGGAUGGAAGGAUGGGGGGAUGGGGGGAUGGGAGGGUGGUGGGAUGGGAGGAUGGUUGGAUGGUCGGGUGGUGGGAUGGGAGGAUGGCACGACGGUCGGAUGGGAGGAUGGGAGGAUGUGAUGAUGGGAGGAUGGUCGGGUAGUGGGAUGGCAGCACGACACAACGGUCGGAUGGUCGGAUGGGAGGAUGUGGUGAUGGGAGGAUGGUCGGGUGGUGGGAUGGGAGGAUGGCCGGAUGGUAGGUGGUGGGACGGCAGGACGGCACGACGGUCAGGUGGUGGGAUGGGAGGAUUGUCGGGUGGUCGGGUGGUGGGAUGGCAGGAUGGGAGGGUGGCAGGAUGGCGGAAUGGCAAGAUCGGAGGAUGGAUGGGAGACUGGCAGGAUGGCGGAAUGGCAAGAUUGGAGGAUGGUGGGGCAGCAGGAUGGCAGGAUGGCAGGGUUGCAGGAUGGCAGGAUGGGAGGAUGGAAAGAUGGGAGGAUGGGAGGAUGGGAGGAUGGGAAGAUGGGAGGAUGGGAGGAUGGGAGGAUGGGAGGAUGGGAGGAUGGCAGGAUGGGGGGACGGGGGGAUGGGUAGGUGGUGGGAUGGGAGGAUGGUCGGAUGGUCGGGUGGUGGGAUGGCAGGACGGCACGACGGUCGGGUGGUGGGAUGGGAGGAUGGCACGACAGUUGGAUGGUCGAAUGGGAGGAUGUGAUGAUGGGAGGAUGGUCGGGUGGUGGGAUGGCAGGACGGCACGACGGUCGGAUGGGAGGAUGGGAGGAUGGGAGGAUGGGAGGAUGGGAGGAUGGGAGGCAGUCGGGUGGCGGGAUGGGGGGAUGGUCGGAUGGUCGGUGGUGGGACGGCAGGACGGCACGACCGAUGCGAGGGUGGGAGGAUGGCGGAAUGGCAAGAUCGAAGGAUGGUGGGGCAGCAGGAUGGCAGGAUGGCAGGGUUGCAAGAUGGCAGGAUGGGAGGAUGCGAAGAUGGGAGGAUGGGAGGAUAGGAGGAUGGGAAGAUGGGAGGAUGGGAGGAUGGGAGGAUGGGAGGAUGGGAGGAUGGGAGGAUGGGAGGAUGGCAAGAUGGGGGGAUGGGGGGAUGGGAAGGUGGUGGGAUGGGAGGAUGGUCGGAUGGUCGGGUGGUGGGAUGAGAGGACGGCACGACGGUCGGAUGGUCGAAUGGGAGGAUGUGAUGAUCGGAGGAUGGUCGGGUGGUGGGAUGGCAGGACGGCACGACGGUCGGAUGGUCGGAUGGGAGGACGUGAUGAUGGGAUGAUGGGAGGAUGGUCGGGUGGUGGGAUGGGAGGAUGGCGGGAUGGUCGGUGGUGGGACGGCAGGACGGCACGACGGUCGGGUGGUGGGAUGGGAGGAUGGUCGGAUGGUCGGGUGGUGGGAUGGCAGGAUGGGAGGGUGGCAGGACGGCGGAAUGGCAAGAUCGGAGGAUGGUAGGGCAGCAGGAUGCCAGGAUGGCAGGGUUGCAGGAUGGUAGGAUGGGAGGAUGGGAAGAUGAGAGGAUAGGAGGAUGGGAGGAUGGGAGGAUGGCAAGAUGCGUGAAUGGGGGGAUGGGAGGAUGGGAGGGUGGUGGGAUGGGAGAAUGGUCGGAUGGUCGGGUGGUGGGAUGGCAUGACGGCACGACGGUCGGGUGGAGCAAUGGAGCUAGACUAUCGUAUGGUGGGGUGUCGCGUUGAAGCCUGACCAUC
This is a messenger RNA of Chara braunii, 1790 nucleotides long. The record is from the annotation of a GenBank genome assembly. NCBI's taxonomy places the organism in Eukaryota, Viridiplantae, Streptophyta, Charophyceae, Charales, Characeae.